This is a messenger RNA of Laccaria bicolor S238N-H82, 3117 nucleotides long. RefSeq lists its product as uncharacterized. Gene Ontology annotation, biological process: transcription by RNA polymerase III. Gene Ontology annotation, molecular function: protein binding. The transcript has 15 exons. Lineage: Eukaryota; Fungi; Basidiomycota; Agaricomycetes; Agaricales; Hydnangiaceae. The record is from RefSeq and is a predicted model, not a curated record. Bases 1 to 3117 code for a protein of 1038 amino acids. Gene Ontology annotation, cellular component: transcription factor TFIIIC complex.
AUGUUGUCGAGAACAGACGACGAAAUGGACGUGGAUGAGGAGUUCGCUGAGGGCGUAACCGACGAAGACAGCGACGGCUCGGAACCAAGUUCAGAAGAAGACGCCGAAGGCGAGGAUGACGAAGAGAACGAGGACGAUGCACCCAACCCCGAAGAAACGUACGCCGAGAAGGAGAUUGAAGGAGAUUUCGAUCGUCUCGUACAGAACAUACGACUCCGGGACACGUCUUCAAACAACGGCGCGAGCGGCAGCGGAUUGACAAAGGAUUGGGAUUUCAGCAUCGAGGAGAAAGAGGCCGAGUUUCGCGAUGACCUCAGGGAAGCCUCAGGUAUUGGCCGGAAACGCAAACGGAAAGGCCGAACGACGGGGCCAGUUCUCUCUCAACAAGUUCGCGCCCUUAUUGGUGAUGGGAAUCAGGCGUAUGUGGACAGCAACCUACCUGAAGCAGUCCGGAUCAUGCAAGAGGUCAUACGCAUUGAACCGCGCGCGGCGGGUGCUUGGUCUGUCCUUGCACAAUGUUAUGAAGAUAUGGAACAAGGGAAGAAGGCGCUUCAGCUUAGGAUCAUGGCGGCUCACCUUCGACACGAUGCGGAUGAGUGGGAUCGAUUGGCGAGGCAGUCGAGGGAACAUGGGUAUAAUCAACAGGCGUUAUACUGCUAUCGAAAAGUAUACAGUCUUGACCCGACAAAUGUCGACGCGUUGUGGGAUCGAGCAUCGUUGGCAAAGGAGAUCGGGGACUUUCGAACGGCCCGCAACGCAUUCACAGCAAUCCUGAAACAGUUUCCACACGACCUGACGGUUCUCCGCGAACUCCACGCCAUCCUCGUCGAGCUCUCCGAACUCCCAACUUGUGCCGACCUCCUCCAAACCGCUUUCGAACACUACCAACGCAUCUACCCCACCCCUUCCGAGAGCAUCUUCACCAAACUUGACUUGCUCCUCCUAGCCGACUUGUACAAUGCUCUUGGGGAACACGAAAAAGCAGCCCAGACGAUUAGGCGCGGAACUCGUUGGUUGCAAGGGAGAGCCGAGCAGCGGUAUUGGGAUUUGUGCGAGGAUGAUAGGGAGUAUGAUAUGGAUGGGUGGCCGGGGAGAAGUGUGAUUGGGGAGGGAGGUGGGAUACAGGCUGGGAGGUUUGAGUUGGACGCGAAUGCGCGUCAUCGGUUGGCGGUUGCGAGGAUUAAGAUGGGCGAGAUCGAGGAGGGAAAGCUCCAUGCGAAUGCGGUCUUGGCACAAGAUAUUCUUGAUUACGCAGUCCUCUUUGCUGAGAUUGCAGAUGCAUACUUUGAGAGGGAGAUGUGUGCAGAGGCGAAGCCUAUCUACGAGCUCCUUGGUGCUGACCCUGCGACAAGCAGUAUUUAUAUUCUCAUACAAACAGCCGCAUGCAUGAAGAUGCUCGAAGAACUUCGUGAAGCUGCAGAAGUCUACGAACACAUCCGACAGGCUGAUCCUACGCACAACGACGCCAAAAUGAAGCUUGCCGAGAUUUAUGAGAUCCUAGGUGAACCUCGACGGGCUUUAGAGCUAGUAUAUGAAGUUAUCGACUCCCGCAAAAAGCGCGCAAAAGCACCGGCGACCCAAUUUGAAGAUGACCCCACCACAGCCUCUCUCUUCGCCGAAGAACGUAUUACCAGGUCCAAAGCUAACGCUAUCCGUGUCCAGAACCGACUAACGCACCUGCAGCUGAGGGAGCUGGAGGCGGCCAAGGAGAAAGAGGUGAUGCAGGGGUAUCGGAAAAUAAGGGAGCUGUGGGCGGGGAUGAUGGGCGGGGAUGAGGAGUGUGAGAGGGAGUGGAUGGUCGAUGCGGAGAAGCUUGUUGAUAUGUUUAGGGAGACGAGGAAUUUGUUUUUGACCAGUCGGGUGGGUUGGCCUUUUCUCUUUUGCUUUGGGUUUGGCGAGGGGCUGAUCCUGUUGGCGGGGCGUAGAGUAACCCGUUCAAGGGGAUGUUUCCGAGGAGUCAUAGGAAGAAACAGAAGGUCGAGACAGAGGCUGAUGAAGAUCGGAUGGCGUCGAGGUUGCAGCUUGACUUGGGUUGAACGUGAUAGCAUGUCGAGGAAGGUGACCAAGGGAGACGCGCAAAUCGGCAAAGUGGAUGUAUUUAGAGGGAUCUCAUUCGAUGACUGGUUGAAGUUGUUCAUGCAGUAUUGCUUUAUUCUUACUCGACGAGGUCAAUACGACGUCGCAGAUGAAAUCCUUCGACAUAUCAUGGUCUCAAACGCAUAUCAAGCUCGUGAGCGACAGGACUCUAUUCGACUGGCAAUCAUCACUUGUGGUCUGGCCGCGGGCCAACACUUCGCUGUCGUUGAACAAGCACGCAAACUCAUCACCAUACACCAAUUCAACAACGAGCCACUCCGAAUCCUCAUGGCUUGCCUAUCAAGUGGCCUCCGCCCCACAGAUUCUUUCAUCACUUCCACACUUCAAAAGCAUCUGUUUAGAGAAAUGAAGUUGGCGGAUACGGCUGUGAAGAGCCCAGAAGUGCCCAAGUGGAAUCCAUUGAACAAGCGGUAUGCACCCACUGCACAGAGCAGGAAAGCGGAGGAUGGGGCUGAGGAUGAUGGGGAUGAUGGAGUGCCAGACCAGGGUGGUGAUCAGGAGACUGGAGCGACAGCUACGGCUGGGAGCCUCAAUCUCCCUGAGAUACCGACGAAGCAUAACCCGGUUAUUGUGGCUAUCUAUGGCCAGAUUUGCAUUGCUGCGAAGAGCUAUCAGAGUGCCAUUUUCUAUCUGUUGCAUGCAUACGAUUAUUGCCCUGAUGAUCCGAUGAUAUGCUUGUGCUUGGCCAUAGCUUCCAUUGGUAGGGCGAUGCAGCGUCAGUCAGAUAACCGACAUCAUCUUGUUACACAGGCGAUGGCGUUCCUAACGCAGUAUCGCAGUCUCCGAGGAAGUGGCAUGCAGAGUGUCCCGGAAGUGGAAUACAACUUUGCCAGGACUUUCCAUCAGCUUGGACUCUACUCCUACGCGGUCAAGCAUUACGAAAAUGUUCUUGAACUGGCGGAGAAGAACAAUGACGACCUCUUUGCCAAAGAGGCGGCAUACAACCUAUCCCUGAUCUUUGUCUUCACUGGCGCCACUCACCUGGCGAAUGCUUUGUAUCGUCGAUGGCUCUCAAUAUGA